Candidula unifasciata is the source of this 3108-nucleotide messenger RNA. Lineage: Eukaryota; Metazoa; Mollusca; Gastropoda; Stylommatophora; Geomitridae. The record is from the annotation of a GenBank genome assembly.
AUGCUCGCACUGUGCUUCACCAACUUCAGCCGGAUACCCCUGACCUUGGCUGUGAUAUUACUAUGUUCUCUAAUUCAAUGCCAGCAGUACGGUCAAGUAGAGUUCCGCAUUAAAGAGCAAAUGCCUUCAGGAACCAACGUUGGAAGCAUUCGGGAAAAAGCUAAAAUCGUCGAUAAGGUCAACAAAAACGAAUUGUCCAACCUGAGUUUUAAAUUUCUCAACCCUAACAAUCUGCAACACACGGCAUCUUUGUUCAGUAUCAACAGUGAUAAUGGCGCUAUUUACACAACCGCAAUGAUUGACAGAGAAAGUGUCUGUCAGUUUCAGAAGACUUGUAAUGUGGAGUUUGAAGUCACCGUCACCUCGUCGGUGUCGAAAUUCUUUGAAAUUGUCAGCGUUCGAAUCAUCAUUGAAGAUAUCAACGAUAACACCCCUCGGUUUCCCAACGAUGAAAUCACCUUGUACAUUUCUGAAUCGGUCAAUGUGAACAGCGAAUUCCGAAUCGCCGGCGCCACGGAUAAAGACACGGAUGAACAGAACUCGGUUCGGAAAUAUGAAAUGAAAUCUGACUACAGCGAUAUGUUUGAGUUGAAAUCUGAGAUGAAAUUAGACGGAACUUGGGAUUUGUCAAUUGUGAUUUUGAAACCCUUAGACCGGGAGAAACAGGGCCAUUACCUGUUGUAUAUUAUUGCCAAAGACAACGGGGUACCCCCUCGGGCCGGAAAUGUGACGGUUCAUAUCAACGUCACAGACACAAACGAUAAUUCGCCCAUGUUUACAGAGAAUACUUACGAGGUUGCGGGAUGGCAAUGUUUCUGUCGGAGCCAAAAUAACAACCCUGACCUGCACAGUCCUAGCAAGGCGGAUGGUGAUAGUGCAGUUAGUUCCCUCGUCUCCCAAUAUGGUGAGUCUGGGAUUGACCAGUCAGGUGUACAGACACAUUAUGUGUUUGCAUCACAAGCAGUAUUGAUCUUGAGCAUACUGGAUAUCGGCAACACCCCGCCUAGGAUCUCCGUCAACGCGGUGCCAAACCCCGACGGCAACACCCUAACUAUCUCGGAAGCGUCCCCCUUGGAGUUAGUGGUGGCCCAUGUCCGUACCGACGACAGGGACACGGGACUCAACGGAAUCGUCGACUGCUCCAGCGUUUCUCCCAAAUUUAACGUGCGUCGAUUUGAAGGCAGCGGAUUUCUGGUCGAGUUAGCCCAACAGUUGGAUCGAGAAGCCGAAGAAGAAAUCAACGUUACGAUUGUUUGUGAGGACAGAGGCACUCCAAAAUUAGCGGCAUAUGGGUGGUUUCUGAUCAAGCUACUGGACGCUAAUGACAACCAUCCAGUUUUUACAAUGCAGAUUUACCGAGCGAAUCUAACAGAAAACAACCGGAAGGGGGAUACUGUGCUAACUGUUAAAGCUUACGAUAAAGACCUCGGAGAUAACGCCAGGAUUCGGUAUUCUUUUUCCGUCGACGGAGAUGAGCCCUCUUUUGUGAUUGACAGUAUCACAGGGGAGAUCACGGCUGGUCAGGAGUUUGACAGAGAGACCAUUUCUCAGAUCGGCAAGACGUCAGUUAUCGUUGAUAUUAUCGACCAGAAUGAUAACUCUCCGUAUUUCAGUUCUUCGUUGGAGUUUCAAGUAGCCGAGAAGCUUCCGGCGGGGUCCAAAGUGGAAACUCUUGAGGCUAAUGAUCGUGAUGAAGGUCCAAAUGCAGAAGUCGUUUUUUUCAUGCCUGAUGAAGGUGUCGACUCUGAACAUCCCGUUCCUUUCGUUGUGAUAUCAAACGGAAUUAUUCGAACUGCUAAUAUCUUAGAUAAGGAUAAGAAGGAUUCGUACAGAUUUCCCGUUAUUGUGAAGGAUAAGGGUAAUCCUCCUCGAUCCUCUUCUGCAACAGUGACGGUCCACGUGAUUGAUUCCAAUGACCACAGUCCACAGUUUAUAUUUCCGUCACGGCUUAACAAUACAGUGAGAUUCCGGUCUGAUACACCACCGGGUUCAGUAGUAGCUCGACUAAUUGCCACCGACAAUGACGUUGGUCGCAACGCGCGACUCAAAUACAGCAUAGUGGCUGGCAACCACGAGAAAGUUUUCGUGAUCCCAGAUCCCCACUCAGGUGAGAUCAGGCUUACAAAUGACACGGAAAUACUUUACGGUCUACAGACUGGGGUAUUUCACUUAAAUGUCACGGUUCGGGAUCAGGGAAUCCCUGUUUUAGACGCCCAAGCGCUUCUUGUUAUACAGAUCGAUUACGUCAGCGGUCGUGGAAUGGGCCGGACGCGAUCUGACGAUGGGAGUUUAGCUUCAACGCUGGAUGAUGACGACAUUAAAUACAUCGUUAUUGCUGGUGUUAUCGGUGGCAUUACUGUUAUCAUUUCAGUUAUUAUCGUUACCAUCAUCUUACUAAUGAGGAGGCCGGAGAGAAACGCGAGGACUUCUGGAGUAGCCGGCGUGCAAGAGCAAGGCGAUGGGCGCCAUUUUGAAAAGCAAAUCUGGCAGAGCGUGCCUAUAGAUGACGUCACACCCACAGAAAUGAGUGGGAAAUCUUUCGGGAGCUUAUCGCAAAAAGACGAGAGGGUUGGUGAUGAGGGCGUUGUAGAUCCUAAGACACACAAUGGAGGUUUUGCUUCAAACUCCAACCACGACCACUUAGAACCUUACACCAGAAAACAAUGCUCAGAAAUCUUUCAAGGACAACCGCAACUUUAUACCUUCAAAAAGGUAAGAAAAAAAUCGAUGUCUGUCUGUCUGUCUGUCUGUCUGUCUGUCUGUCUGUCUGUCUGUCUGUCUGUCUGUCUGUCUGUCUGUCUGUCUGUCUGUCUGUCUGUCUGUCUGUCUGUCUGUCUGUCUGUCUGUCUGUCUGUCUGUCUGUCUGUCUGUCUGUCUGUCUGUCUGUCUGUCUGUCUGUCUGUCUGUCUGUCUGUCUGUCUGUCUGUCUGUCUGUCUGUCUGUCUGUCUGUCUGCCUACCUGCCUGCCUGUCUGUCUGUCUGUCUGUCUGUCUGUCCACCCGCCUGCCUAGCCGGUCUGUCUGUUGUCUGUUUGUAUUCAAUACACCGGUGGUAAAGACUUUGGUCGAAACGGUCGGUUGUAUAUGUCAAUAUUUUUUCCAUUCCUAA